AAUUAAAAAAAUUUGUAAUUUUAAGCAAAAAAUUUAAAAAAAAAUUCUAUCACAAAAUAGAAUGAGAAUUGUAUAAAAAAAAUAAAAAUUUGAUAAAUAGAAAAUUAAGAAAAGAACACAAAAAAUUGCAUACAAACUGUUGUAAGUAAACACAAAUGAAAACGUCGUCGAAUUCAAGUGCAAAUAAUUUCGACUACUCAAGUCGUCCCGUCUAUGAGAGUGAAGAAGAAGAACUACAACAACAACAACAGCAGCAACUAGUAGAGUUAAACGAAAGACAAGCCGAAAGUAGACAACAAAUCAUUUACGAUACAAGAACGUUAAAUGAACCAGAAACUGAAGCAGAACGUGAAGAAUUCGUUGAUACAGAACCACAAAGUUUAAUUAAACACCAACAAAGAGAAAGAGAACAACAAUCACAAAGAACAAUUGUUUUCAAUACAAAACAACAAAACUCCUCUUCUAGAUCAUUAUCACCAACAACAUCAUCAUCAACAACAACUGCAACAACUAUUUUUGUUGAAGAUUAUAAUCAGCUUCAACGACAAUUUGUUGAUAAUUUAACGAUAAAAACUAAAACUAUUGUUGCAGCAGCUGAUAGUGAAAGUGAAAAUCUGUCACAACAACAGCAAGAAGUAAAAACUAAUAAUUUGAAUUCAAAUUUACAAAUUAGUUCAUCAACAGUUGCUGGUGACAAUAAUAUUAAUAAUAGUGGUAGUGUUGUCAUUUAUAUAGACGACAAUAAUUCAACUAGUGAUAACAACAGCAAUAACAACCGUAGUAGUAGCGACAUUGUAACACAUACUUACAGCAGCAGCAGUAACAACAACAGCACUAGUAAUAAAAUUUCUAGUGGUAACGACCUAAAGGAAACAUCUGCAACAUUGUCAAAUAAUAUUCGUUAUUCUACAUCAUCAUCAGCAACAUCUAAGAAUAGAUAUCAGCAGCAACCUUUGUCACUGCAGAAGAGUUAUUCUUUUAAGCGAAAACGAGAAACAACAGAGUGCGAUUGUGGUUGCUUGGAUUCAUACAAUUCAUCAUCAGCUGCAUCAUCAUCCGCAAUAGUUGUUGCUGGUAGUAGUAGUGGUACAGGUCAUUAUAACAAUAACAACGGCAGCGUUAGCAAUAAAAAUAACAACGAGUCUUCGGCAAUUGGUGUCGGUGUAAACGGCGGUGGCAACGAAAUUAGCGUUGGUGUUAUAAGCAGCAGCACAAACGUGGCGUCCUCCGUGGCCAUUGUACCCAGUAACGGCUUAAAAACGGCCCAUACGAAAGUUGCCACCUCUGGGGGGCACGCUAAUACGCAGCCCCCCAGCAAACGUUCCAGCAGUGGUGCCGAUGGUGAUUAUCAACUGGUCCAACACGAGGUUCUCUAUUCUUUGUCUGCCGAGUAUGAGGUUUUGGAAUUUUUGGGUCGUGGCACAUUUGGCCAAGUUGUCAAAUGUUGGAAACGCGGCACCUCCGAAAUUGUUGCUAUAAAAAUUCUUAAGAAUCACCCGUCAUAUGCACGUCAGGGACAAAUUGAAGUGUCGAUUUUAUCGCGUUUAAGUCAAGAAAAUGCUGAUGAAUUUAAUUUUGUACGAGCAUUUGAGUGUUUUCAACACAAAAACCAUACAUGUUUGGUUUUCGAAAUGCUCGAACAAAAUUUAUAUGACUUUUUGAAACAAAACAAAUUUUCACCAUUACCUCUGAAAUAUAUAAGACCGAUAUUAGAACAGGUUUUAACAGCAUUAUUAAAACUUUCACAAUUGGGUUUAAUACACGCUGAUUUAAAGCCCGAAAACAUAAUGUUGGUCGAUCCAGUAAGACAACCCUACAGAGUUAAAGUGAUUGAUUUUGGUAGUGCUUCACAUAUCAGCAAGACGGUAUGCAAUACAUAUUUGCAAUCACGUUACUAUCGAGCACCAGAAAUUAUUUUGGGUUUACCGUUUUGUGAAGCCAUCGAUAUGUGGUCAUUAGGCUGUGUAGUGGCAGAGCUAUUUUUGGGUUGGCCCCUGUAUCCGGGUUCAUCAGAAUUUGAUCAAAUCAGAUACAUAUCACAAACACAAGGUUUACCAACGCAACAUAUGCUAAGUAGCGCUUCAAAGACAUCGAAGUUCUUUUAUCGUGAUACGGAUUUAACGUAUCCAUUUUGGCGUCUAAAGACCAUAGAAGAAUAUGAGGCUGAAACGAAUACCAAAAGUAAAGAGGCGCGUAAAUAUAUAUUCAAUUGUUUGGAUGACAUUGGUCAGGUGAAUGUGCCUACAGAUCUGGAAGGUGGCCAAUUGUUGGCGGAAAAAACUGAUCGACGAGAAUUUAUUGAUUUGCUAAAACGCAUGUUGACCAUCGAUCAGGAAAGACGUCUAACACCGGCCGAAGCUUUAAAUCAUUCGUUUACACGUCUCACCCAUUUAGUGGAUUAUGUGUAUUGUAAUAAUGUUAAGGCAUCCGUACAAAUGAUGGAAGUGUGUCGACGAGGAGAUUAUCAUCCGGUACAGCCUACAUCAACACUGGUUACAAAUUUCGUACCCAGUACUACAGAGAAUAUGACAUUUACGAUAAAUAAUCAAUUGACAAGUCAAGUACAACGUCUGGUACGCGAACGACCUUUAGCUUAUGAGAAUCUUUAUCAAAUCUAUGGUGGACGCAAUGUGGGACGUCAGUACGCUCAGGGUCGUACUGAUACGUUCCAACAUCAAUUGGUUUCAAAUAUUUUAUGUCCACCAUCGUAUCAAGCAAUGCCCAGUCCCACCAAACAUGUUGUAGUUGGUAGUACGAUGCAACCACCAUUGCAAGUACCACCACAGCAAUAUGUCAAUGUCCCUGUACCAGUUUCAAUGGUCGAACCAACCUCUGGACAGCGUAUGCUAUUAACAAAUCGUGUACAAGCGAGUGGUGUCGCCUGGCCGCAAACGGGACGUCAAAUGGCUUUAGUGCCAUCAUGGCCGCAACAAGCACCAGCUCAUUCUUUAAUUGUCGAUCCGGCACCAUUCUUAAAUGUUGAAGAAAUCUAUCCAAAACAUUUGAAUAUACCACGCAAUGAUCUCAAAAAGGAAUCGCCUGUCCAUCAUUUGGUCAGCAAAGGCAAUUCGUAUCGUGUGCCGCGACAUGACAAGAAAGAAAAUCAACAACUGUCACCCGUUAAGAAACGUGUCAAAGAAAGUUCGCCACCUCAUCAGCAACGUUAUAAUCGCACAUCUCACGUUUCACCACAAUAUCAUAACAACCAUCAUAAUUGCAAUUAUGGCAGCAGUGGAAGUGGUGGUGGCGGUUAUAAUGGACAAAGUGGUGCCAGUGGCGGUGCUAUUAUUACUUCAGCUUCAUCUAGUAACAUCAUCAAUGCCAGUGGUAGCCAUCACCAUCAUCAUAGUGGUGGUACUAAUUCCUCCUCAAAUCAACAGCAUGUUAUUAGCAGCAAUGCUGUAUAUGGUAGCAAUGGUGGCAGUCAUCAUAUUGUUAACAAUUGUGGAGCUGUUAGUGGAUCGACGGGUAGUGGCAGCGGUUAUCACCACCACUCUUCGUCCUCUUCGGGCGGACAACAUCAUAUUUCAUCGCAUCAUUCUCAACAAGCACCGCCACAACAUCAUGGGGCUAUUGUUAAACAACAAACCAUUACAAUUCAUGACACACCAUCACCAUCAGCUGUUAUCACAAUAUCGGACAGUGAGGAUGAGGGUGCUGAUGGACCAACAAUUGUUAACAAUAUGGCACCGGUUAAGCAAAGGGCUCAUGCCCAAUCGCAAACGACAUCAUCAAUGCUGCAGCAUUCAGCAUCUUCUUCAUCGAUAAGUUGCCGUAAUAAUGGUCAUCAACAUGGUCAUUCGCAUCAACAAAGUCAAACUCAACAACAGCAGCAGCAACAGCCACAACAGUCCCAACAAAUGCAUCAUCAGCAGCAACAAACAUAUGCAACAACAGCAACAUCCAAUUCAAAUUCAAAUAAAUAUCAACAAUAUCAGCAACAGCAGCAACAACAACAACAGCAAUUGCAAACGAUGAAUGUUAAUCAUACAUCAUCGCAGCAUCAAAAUCUAACUCAAUCACAGCAACAGCAGCCACAACACCAACAACAUCAGCAACAACUACAGCAACAGCCACAACAUCAGCAGCAACAGCAACAACAUCAAUUGCAACAUAGUGUUGCUGCUAUAAAAAAUAAUUCAACGCCCAUAAAAUCGUCAUCGUCGUCAGCAAUGACACCAACUACUAAUAACAGUCACAACAGUAACAAUAAUAAUAGUAACAAUAAUAAUGAAUUUAUGGUUGGCGGAAGUGGAACCGGAAAUGGAACUGGUUUUGGCAAUUUUAUUGAUAUGCCAAAUUCAAAUUGUCAUAACCAGCAACUCCAUCAUCAACAACAGCAGCAACAACAUCAUCACCAUCAAAAUCAACAGCAGCAACAGCAACAGCAUUUACAUUCGAAUAAUGAACAAAAACAUCAGCAAUUAUCUUGUGGUGGUACUUCACACUCUUCCUCUUCUUCCAAUACCAAAUCUGUUUCCACUUCUUCCAUCCAACACCACCAAACACACAAUAAUAGUCAAAAUUCACAACCCCAAACACAACAACAUCAUCACAAACAUUCGACUUCAAAUCUUUUGUAUGGUGGUGGUGGUGGUAGUAGUAGCAAUCAUAAUGUUGUUGCUUCCUCCUCCUCUUCAUCAUCUAUUGGCCCUUCUGCUCCCCCACAUUCUUCCUCUAAUACAAAUUUUUCUAUAUCCUCUAAUCUAUUUGCCACAUCCUCUCAUAACCACAAUAAUCACACACAAAACAAUCCAAAUUCCUCUUCCACAAAUAAUAUGACCGCCACAUCAUCAUCAUCUUCAUCCAAUAAUUCAUCUAAUGCUAUUAUCCAUCAUCGUUCAAAACAUGUACAACUAGUAAUACCAUGCGUUACCGUAGGUGAUAAUGAUCAUGAUGAAAUGCGACGGCGCAGUAAUACCACCCAUGCAGCCAGCAAUAGUCCAAAGCAGCAGCAGCAUCAUCAACAGCCACAGCAGCAACCGCCUCAGGCAUAUCCACAGCCUAGUGUCAAAUAUGAACCGGGACAAUCGCAGAAGAAACGCAUUUUAGCUAUGGCCCAAAAUGAAUGCUAUAUGCCAUCAUCCCACUCGAGCACCAAUAGCAGCUCUCAGACCUCAUCCAGUUUACCACAUUUACCCACCAAGCAGGAACCAACCGAAUUCUAUGAUUAUCCCUCACAACAACAGCAGCAGCCACAACACGUUGACAACAAACGCUCCUCAUGGGCAGCAUCAUCUGGUGGCUCUCAACAACAGGCACCACCAUUAGCACUGCACAAGCGUGAGGCACCCUCAGUGGCUCCCUCUUCAUCUGGUGGUUACGUGCAGCAACCAGCCUCUUCUGGCACUUCGGCUAAUGUACAUCCACCCAUGGCCCAUUCGAAGAGUUCCUCAUCAUCUUCUUCAUCGGCAGCUGCAUCUGUGGGACCACCAUCUUGGGGUGCUCCUCAAAUAUAUCGUCAAACAUCUCAUACCUCUCAGUUGCAACAGCAACAACCCUCCGGUACACAUACAUCACAAUCUCAACACCAGACCAACACAACCACGCCCAUGGGUAAUUCGCCCUCUUCAGCAGUCGCUGCCGCAGCCAUGCUGCAACAAGAUAUUUAUGCUGCUGCCGUACAGAAUGAUAUUUAUCGUCGUCCCACUGUCUUUGUUUCGCAAGCUGCACCAACUUACACCUACAAUCGUGCAGUUGUAGCUCCACCACCGGCUCACAAUAGUUCAAGUCGUCAGGUUAUACCAUCCCAUCCAUUGCCCGCUCACAUACAAUUUCCAACGCAGUACAGCCAAUUUGGUCCCCUAAGUCCAGCUCAGGUAGCCGCCAGCAAACAUGCACAUUACGCACCGACAAAUAUAUGGUAUGGGGGCGAAUAAACACUGAUUUAAACAUAACGAAUCGUUUAUGCAUGAUUGCAACAAGCAGCUAAAACUA
This is a messenger RNA of Lucilia cuprina (Australian sheep blowfly), 5937 nucleotides long. RefSeq names its product homeodomain-interacting protein kinase 2 (gene Hipk). The transcript is spliced from 14 exons. The record is from RefSeq and is a predicted model, not a curated record. Lineage: Eukaryota; Metazoa; Arthropoda; Insecta; Diptera; Calliphoridae. Gene Ontology annotation, cellular component: cytoplasm; nucleus. The coding region runs from base 156 to 5879 and encodes 1907 amino acids. Gene Ontology annotation, molecular function: ATP binding; protein serine/threonine kinase activity; protein tyrosine kinase activity. Gene Ontology annotation, biological process: peptidyl-serine phosphorylation; peptidyl-threonine phosphorylation.